AUGCUGGGGACGCCGCGGGAGUCCGAGGGCGACCUGCCCAGGCGCCGGCAGACGUCGCAGGACCUGGCGGUGGCCAGGCUGCUGCCGGACGGCGGCCCCGCCAGGGCCGUGGCCGCGACGGCCACGCUGCACUUCUCCUUCCUCAUGGAGGCGCGCCGCCGGCGCGCCCGCCUCGCGGAGGGUCUGCUUCAACGCGCGCGUCAUCUGCCACGACCGGCCGCACAGGGACCGCGCUGGCGACAAGAACGCGGACAGGGAGUACGCCUGGUGGGCGCGGUGGCGCAUCUCCGAUUUCGAGGAGCUGGACAGGGCGCUCCGCGCCGCGCACGCCCUGCCGGCCGCGGCGGUGCUGCCGAAGAAGGCCACGCUGCGGCAGUGGAUACAGUGGAUGCCGAACAAGCGAAUGCCCGACAAGGACUCGGGGCCCGGGAGAGGUCCAGCCAGCUCGCGACGUACCUCUCCACGGUGCUGGCCGGGGCAGAGGCGCAGGCAGCAGCGGAACCUUCGCGCUUCAACGACGUCGCGGAUGUGAGCAGCGCGAUCCCGAGCUUCUUCGGCCUGCAGGACAAAAGUGGAAGUCAGAGCGAUACGGGUGGAAUGACGUUUAGACGUGCGUGGUCGUAUCCAGACGGUGCAGAGGAGCGGGCGACGGCGCUGGUGUACCCCAUGUGCAGGGGUGCCUACAUUUGGAACCACAACUUCCACGCGGCGUCUUCAGACAGCAAGAUCUCGAAGAUCGACAAUGCGGAGACCCUCGGCGACAUCGCCGCCACGCGCGGCGAGCUCCGGGGCGCGGUGCUGCGCGGCGUCCAGCCGCCCGCGGCCAACGGCGUCUCGAGCCCGGCGUCGCCCUGGACCAGCUCGCAGCGGCAGUCGCUGCAGCGGGGCUACAGCCCGACGUCUCCUGGGUCAUCCCCAGAGGCCUCGCGGUUGCCCUCGCCCUUGCCCUCGCCUGCGGUUCCCCCUGCAGGCAGAGGAGCAGCUCGAGCGCGUGCGGCGGCACGACGGACUCGUUCUCCAGCGCCAGCACGGUCGACACCAACAGCGCUGUGUUGUGGGAGAUGGAGGUAA
Messenger RNA from Prorocentrum cordatum, 1071 nucleotides. NCBI's taxonomy places the organism in Eukaryota, Dinophyceae, Prorocentrales, Prorocentraceae. The record is from the annotation of a GenBank genome assembly.